Messenger RNA from Centrocercus urophasianus (Greater sage-grouse), 2521 nucleotides. It is a transcript of the gene CD2AP, whose product is annotated as CD2 associated protein. The transcript is spliced from 18 exons. Gene Ontology annotation, molecular function: protein binding. Bases 84 to 2009 code for a protein of 641 amino acids. NCBI's taxonomy places the organism in Eukaryota, Metazoa, Chordata, Aves, Galliformes, Phasianidae. The record is from RefSeq and is a predicted model, not a curated record.
CGCGGAUGGAGCCGCCGUGCCCGGCUUGAGCGCCUCGGCGGGACCAGGAGCCGCUCCGCCGAGCUCGGGCGGGCGGGCGCAGCAUGGUGGAGUAUAUUGUGGAGUAUGACUAUGAUGCAGUGCAUGAUGAUGAGCUAACCAUCCGAGUUGGGGAAAUCAUCAGGAAUGUGAAAAAACUGGAAGAAGAAGGAUGGCUGGAAGGGGAGCUGAAUGGCAAGCGGGGCAUGUUCCCAGAUAACUUUGUGAAGGAAGUUAAGAAAGAAGAGCCCAAGGAUGAUGCCCUGCCACUCAGAAGGGAGAAAUCUGGCAAUGUAGCAAGCCUUGUGCAGCGUAUUUGCACCUAUGGGCUUCCAGCAGGAGGAAUUCAGCCUCAUCCGCCGUCCAAAAGCUUCAAGAAGAAGCCCAAGAAGCGGCAGUGCAAAGUGCUCUUCGAGUACCUCCCGCAGAACGAAGAUGAGCUGGAGCUCAAGGUGGGGGAUGUGAUUGACGUCAGUGAGGAGGUAGAGGAAGGCUGGUGGAGCGGAACACUGAACGGCAAGUCGGGGUUGUUUCCUUCUAACUUUGUGAAAGAGCUGGAAUUGGCAGAUGACGGAGAAACACAGGAUGCUCUGGAUGAUGCAGAGCCUGUUUUCAGUGGUCCUACCUCACCUGUGGCCUCUCCCGGGAAUGAAAAUGAGCCUGGAUCUGGACCAGCACAGCCAAAGAAAAUUCGAGGCGUUGGGUUUGGAGAUAUCUUUAAAGAAGGCUCAGUUAAGCUUAAGACAAGAUUAUCCAGUAAUGAAUCAGAGGAUAAAAAGCAAGAUAAGCCAUCACCUAACCAUCCUCCUGGCUCAAAGCUCGCUCAUUUUCCUCGCGUAGCAAAAAUGGAAAACUCGUCAGAAGCACCGAAGUCAGAAGCUGAAGGCAAACCAAAAGCCAAGGAGUAUUGCAGGACAAUAUUUCCCCAUGAAGGUGUAAAUGAUGAACUGAGUUUUAAAGAAGGAGAGAUUAUUCAAAUUAUCAGUAAGGACACUGGAGAGCCAGGCUGGUGGAGAGGAGAACUCAAUGGUAAAGAAGGAGUCUUCCCUGAUAAUUUUGCUGUUCAAAUACAAGAAUUUGAUAAAGACUUCCCUAAGCCAAAGAAACCUCCACCUCCAGUUAAAACUCCAGCACCCAAGCCUGAAUUGCCCACUGGAGAGAAGAAAUUCCCUCUGAGGUCUGAAGAAAAAGAUGAAAAAGGAGCUUUGGAUCAGAAGCCUUUGAAGCCACAUGCUCCUCAAGUACCACCCAAGAAACCCAUUCCUCCAAGCAAGUCUAACAGCUUACUGAGAGCGGGGAUUCUGCAACUAAAACGUCCAGAAAAGCCUGUUUUGCCAUCAUCCGUAUCCAAAUCUAAUGGAGAAGUUGUUCAUCUUCGACCAAAAUCUGAAAUCGAGCCAGUAGCAAAACCAAAGUUGGACUCUGAACAGUUACCAGCGAGACCAAAAUCAGUAGAGGUAGAUUCACUUGUGAUAAAGAGCUCUCGAGAAUCAGAUCUGCUAAGCUUUGAUGAUGUAAUAGCUACCUCAGACAACCUGUCGCAUCCCACCGCCAGUCGGCCCAAGAUGCCCGGCCGCAGGCUGCCCACGCGCUUCCACUGCGGCAGUGCUGCGAGUCAAAAUGACAGUCCAGAAAAAAAUUUGAAGGUGCAGAAGGAAGAAGAAGAAAGUGCCAAACCAAAGCCAGUUGAAAUGAGAAAGCCAUCUGUGAUGAGUUCAUCAGUUCCAUCUUCAUCUCAGAGACCAAGUUCUGUCAUCCUCAACUUUUUUCCUGGAGAAACCCAACCUAAAGUUGAAACUGAUAAUUCACAGGCUUCUGUGGAAGAGCUCAGGGCUCAGAUUCAUGAUUUGAUGAAUUUAGUAGAUGCACUGAGAAAAGAACACGGGAGAGAACUGGAAAAACUAAAGAAGGAUUUGGAAGAAGAAAAGCUGAUGCGAAGUAAUCUGGAGCUUGAAAUAGAAAAACUGAAGAAAGCAGUGAUGUCUACAUGAUGCGCCCAUGGACUGGAUGUCUUCAACUUGCCAGGAAUGCAAAGCUGAACACGAGUAGAACUGACUCCCUUAUUUCUCAUUAUGGAUGCUGGAGUUCUACAGUCUUAAGGAAAUAUAGUGCAACAAAGGAAUAUAGUCUUUUAUUCAGAGAUAAAAAACAAAAGAGAAAAAUGGUGUAAUUUUCUUGCCAAUAUAAAAGAGGCCUUAUUUCUUACUGUGCUGGAAUUGCAGACCUUUAUUUUUUUGGUUUGCUUGACAAUACUACUGAAUCUGUAUAAAGAGGAGAGGGAAUUCUUAAUAGAUUUUUAUUGAAUAUCUGUAGCUUAAUUUUUAAAGAGAUCUAUGCUAUAAAUAGGGUGAUCUAUCUUCACAAGUAAUCUGUAAAACAGUCCCUUGGGAGGGACAGAUAGCUGCAUGGGAAUUGGAGUCACUGUUUUCCCCCCCGCGUGCGAAAGGGCAGAGAUGCUGUUUGCAGAGAUGCUGUUUGCAGAGAUGCUGUUUGCAGAGAUGCU